UUCAAUUUGUAUUUAGUGUCCUGCUUUAAGAGCCUAUCCAGUAUUUUCAUAUCUGUGUUAAUAUUUAGCUCUUAUUUUUCAAUAUAGGCCGGAAGUGUUAGAAGAUUCACCUCUGGUUCCCCAAAAAGGCAGUUUUCAGAUGGUUCACUGCAAUUGCAGUGUUCACGAAUGUUGUGAAUGUCUUGUGCCUGUGCCAACAGCCAAACUCAACUACACUCUCCUUAUGUGUUUGAAAAUCACAUCUGGUGGAGUAAUUUUCCAGUCACCUCUAAUGUCAGUUCAGCCCAUAAAUAUGGUGAAGCCUGAUCCACCAUUAGGUUUGCGUAUGGAAAUCACAGUUGAUGGUAAUUUAAAGAUUUCUUGGUCCAGCCCACCGUUGGUACCAUUUCCACUUCAAUAUGAAGUGAAAUAUUCAGAGAAUUCUACAACAGUUAUCAGAGAAGCUGACAAGAUUGUCUCAGCUACCUCCCUGCUGGUAGACAGUAUACUUCCUGGGUCUUCAUAUGAGGUUCAGGUGAGGGGCAAGAGACUGGAUGGCCCAGGAAUCUGGAGUGACUGGAGUACUCCUCAUGUCUUUACCACACAAGAUGUCAUAUACUUUCCACCUAAAAUUCUGACAAGUGUUGGAUCUAAUGUUUCUUUUCACUGCAUCUAUAAGAAUGAAAACAAGAUUGUUUCCUCAAAAAAGAUUGUUUGGUGGAUGAAUUUAGCUGAGAAAAUCCCUCAAAGCCAGUAUGAUGUUGUGAGUGAUCAUGUUAGCAAAGUUACUUUUUUCAAUCUGAAUGAAACCAAACCUCGAGGAAAGUUUACCUAUGAUGCAGUGUACUGCUGCAAUGAACAUGAAUGCCAUCAUCGCUAUGCUGAAUUAUAUGUGAUUGAUGUCAAUAUCAAUAUCUCAUGUGAAACUGAUGGGUACUUAACUAAAAUGACUUGCAGAUGGUCAACCAAUACAAUCCAGUCACUUGCGGGAAGCACUUUGCAAUUGAGGUAUCGUAGGAGCAGACUUUACUGUUAUGAUAUUCCAUCUGUUCAUCCCAUAUCUAAGCCUAAAGAUUGCUAUUUGCAGAGGGAUGGUUUUUAUGAAUGCGUUUUCCAGCCAAUCUUUCUAUUAUCUGGCUAUACAAUGUGGAUUAGGAUCAAUCACCCUCUAGGUUCACUUGACUCUCCACCAACAUGUGUCCUUCCUGAUUCUGUGGUGAAGCCACUGCCUCCAUCCAGUGUGAAAGCAGAAAUUACUAAAAACAUUGGAUUAUUGAAAAUAUCUUGGGAAAAGCCAGUCUUUCCAGAGAAUAACCUUCAAUUCCAGAUUCGCUAUGGUUUGAGUGGAAAAGAAGUACAAUGGAAGAUGUAUGACGUUUAUGAUGCAAAAUCAGAAUCUGUCAGUCUCCCAGUUCCAGACUUCUGUGCAGUUUAUGCUGUUCAGGUGCGCUGUAAGAGGUUAGAUGGAUUGGGAUAUUGGAGUAAUUGGAGCAAUCCAGCCUACACAGUUGUCAUGGAUAUAAAAGUUCCUAUGAGAGGACCUGAGUUUUGGAGAAUAAUUAAUGGAGAUACUAUGAAAGAGGAGAAAAAUGUGACUUUACUUUGGAAGCCCCUGAUGAAAAAUGACUCAUUGUGCAGUGUUCAGAGAUAUGUGAUAAACCAUCAUACUUCCUGCAAUGGAACAUGGUCAGAAGAUGUGGGAAAUCACACUAAAUUCACUUUCCUGUGGACAGAGCAAGCACACACUGUUACAGUUCUGGCCAUCAAUUCAAUUGGUGCUUCUGUUGCAAAUUUUAAUUUAACCUUUUCAUGGCCUAUGAGCAAAGUAAAUAUCGUGCAGUCACUCAGUGCUUAUCCUUUAAACAGCAGUUGUGUGAUUCUUUCCUGGAUACUAUCACCUAGUGAUUACAAGCUAAUGUAUUUUAUUAUUGAGUGGAAAAAUCUUAAUGAAGAUGGAGAAAUAAAAUGGCUUAGAAUCUCUUCAUCUGUUAAGAAGUAUUAUAUCCAUGAUCAUUUUAUCCCCAUUGAGAAGUACCAGUUCAGUCUUUACCCAAUAUUUAUGGAAGGAGUGGGAAAACCAAAGAUAAUUAAUAGUUUCACUCAAGAUGAUACUGAAAAACACCAGAAUGAUGCAGGUUUAUAUGUGAUUGUGCCAAUAAUUAUUUCCUCUUCCAUCUUAUUGCUUGGAACAUUAUUAAUAUCGCACCAAAGAAUGAAAAAGCUGUUUUGGGAAGAUGUUCCAAACCCCAAGAAUUGUUCCUGGGCACAAGGACUUAAUUUUCAGAAGGUUGCUUUUUCAAUUUUUUUUAACCCAGAAUGU
This is a messenger RNA of Piliocolobus tephrosceles (Ugandan red Colobus), 2299 nucleotides long. RefSeq names its product leptin receptor-like. Gene Ontology annotation, biological process: cytokine-mediated signaling pathway. NCBI's taxonomy places the organism in Eukaryota, Metazoa, Chordata, Mammalia, Primates, Cercopithecidae. The record is from RefSeq and is a predicted model, not a curated record. The annotation marks the transcript as partial. Gene Ontology annotation, cellular component: external side of plasma membrane; membrane. Gene Ontology annotation, molecular function: cytokine receptor activity; protein binding. The transcript is spliced from 14 exons.